This is a messenger RNA of Drosophila kikkawai, 3323 nucleotides long. It is a transcript of the gene mira, whose product is annotated as miranda. The record is from RefSeq and is a predicted model, not a curated record. Lineage: Eukaryota; Metazoa; Arthropoda; Insecta; Diptera; Drosophilidae.
GAUCUCCGAGAAAGUUGAAUUCAGUUAGGUUUUGACAUCGCAACGCGUAGGUACAGUGCAACGGGUAGCAACGGGAAAGCGGGUUUAUUGCAGGAUAGAACGGACCGAGAAGUACAGAAAAAAAUUAUAUAAAACGAACUAGCAGACGAUUUUUUACAAAAUUCACCCGACCAAGAAACCAAAAACAAAAGAAAUUUAAAAAAGGAAAACCAAACCAAAAAAGUUAACAUUGUGUUUAUGUUUGAGUUAUUGUUAUUGCCAAAAAGUUAAAGCGAACGUUGUUUAUGAGUCACUAAGACCGAUCCCAAAGAAAUCGUUACAUUUUCGAUCGAAGAUCCCCGAAAGAGUCACAAAAGUUCACACGAGAAUGUCGUUCUCCAAGGCCAAGUUAAAGCGUUUCAAUGAUGUGGACGUGGCCAUCUGCGGCUCGCCGGCUGCCUCCAACAGCUCGGCGGGAUCGGCGGGCAGUGCCACGCCCACAGCAGCUGCAGCAGCGGCUGCGCCCACCGUCCAGCCUGAGCGCAAGGAGCAGAUCGAGAAGUUCUUCAAGGACGCCGUGCGCUUUGCGUCCAGCUCAAAGGAGGCCAAGGAGUUUGCCAUUCCCAAGGACGAGAAGAAGUCCAAGGGCCUCCGCCUCUUCCGCACGCCCUCACUGCCGCAGCGCCUGCGCUUCCGUCCGACGCCCAGCCACACGGAUACGGGGACCAGUGGCAGUGCCAGUGGGGCCUCCACGGCCGCAUCCACGCCUCUGCACUCGGCGGCCACCACGCCUGUAAAGGAGGCCAAGUCCGCCAGCCGGCUAAAGGGCAAAGAGGCGCUGCAGCACGAGAUUAGGCACAAGAACGAGCUGAUCGAGAGCCAGCUGAGCCAACUGGAUGUGCUUAGGCGUCACGUGGAGCAGCUCAAGGAGGCCGAGGCCAAGCUGCGCGAGGAGCACGAGCUGGCCACUGCCAAGACAGAGCAGCUGAUCGGGGCCCUUACCGAAGAGAACCUUUCGCACAAGGCCCACAACGAGCAGCUCAGCCAGGAGCACUCGCAUCUCCUGGAGCAGUUUGCCGCCUUGGAGCAGCAGUUGCAGCAGCAGCGCGAGGAGCACGAGCGCCAGGUGGACACGCUGAUCGCCGAGAGCGAGGCCCUGCGCCUGGCCAACGAACAGCUGGUGGCGGCCAGCGAGGAGCGCCAGGCGGUGGAGCAGCAGCUCCAGGAGCAACUCUCUGCCCUCCAGGCGGACGUUGCCCAGGCCCGCGAGCACUGCAGCCAGGAGCAGGCCAAGACGGCCGAGAACAUUGAGCUGGUCGAGAGCCUGCAGCGGAGCAACGCCACCCUGCUGGCCGACGUUGGCCAACUGAAGCAGCAGAUCGAACAGGACGCCCUGGCCUACGGACUGGAGGCCAAGAGCAGCCAGGCGGAGCUGGAGUGCCUCAAGGUGGAGCGCAACACGCUGAAGAACGACCUGGCCAACAAGUGCACCCUCAUCCGGUCGCUGCAGGACGAGCUGCUGGACAAGAACUGUGAGAUUGACGCUCACUGCGACACCAUCCGGCAGCUGUGCCGGGAGCAGGCUCGCCACGCCGAGCAGCAGCAGGCGGUGGCCAAGGUGCAGCAGCAGGUGGAGAGCGAUCUCGAGGGCGCCGUGGAGCGCGAGAAGAGCUACUGGCGCGCCGAGCUGGACAAGCGCCAGAAGCUGGCCGAGAACGAGCUGAUCAAGAUCGAGCUGGAGAAGCAGGACGUGAUGGUGCUGCUGGAGACCACCAACGACAUGCUGCGCCAGCGCGACGAGAAGCUGCAGAAGUGCGAGGAGCAGCUGCGCAACGGCAUCGACUACUACAUCCAGCUGAGCGACGCCCUGCAACAACAGCUGGUGCAGCUCAAGCAGGACAUGGCCAAGACGAUCACUGAGAAGUACAACUACCAGCUAACGCUUACCAACACCCGGGCCACCGUUAACAUCCUGAUGGAGCGGCUGAAGAAAUCGGACGCGGACGUCGAGCAGUUCCGCGCCGAGCUGGAGUCGGUUCAACUGGCCAAGGGAGCGCUGGAGCAGAGCUACCUGGGCCUGCAGGCGGACGCCGAGCAGCUGCGCCAGCAACUGGCCGAGAGCCAGGAGGCGCUCUCCUCGCUGCGCUCCUCCUCACAGACGCUGCAGGGCGAGGUAUCGUUGAAGGAGUCCAUGCUCCACGAGCUGCUUGCCGGCGAGGCUGAGACGUUGGCCAAAUUCAAUCAGAUUGCAAACUCGUUCCAGGAGCGAAUCGACGGCGACGCCCAGCUGGCCCACUACCAUGAGCUGCGCCGCAAGGACGAGACCCGCGAGGCCUACAUGGCGGACAUGAAGCGGGCGCUCGACGAGUUCGCCACCGUGCUGCAGUUCGCCCAGCUGGAGCUGGAUAACAAGGAGCAGAUGCUGGUGAAGGUUCGCGAGGAGUGCGAGCAGCUCAAGCUGGAGAACAUCGCCCUCAAGUCCAAGCAGCCGGCCUCGGCGGCAGUUCUGCUGGGAACGCCCGGCAAGGCCAACCGCUCGAACACCACCGACUUGGAGAAGAUCGAGGACCUGCUGACCGACACCGAGCUGCGCUCCGAGUGCGACAAGAUCACCUCUUGGCUUCUAAACUCCUCGGAGAAGUGCGUGCGCCAGGACAGUAGCAGCGAGAUCAGCGAGCUCCUCGCCUGCAAGUCUUCGCCCCGCCCCGCUCCGCGCACACCCAAGGCGGCGCCCCAGACCCCGCACACUCCGCGCAGCCCGCGCACGCCACGCACACCGCGCACUCCCAAGUCCGCCGCAGGAAGCACGCCCAAGAAGACGGUCCUGUUCGCCGGCAAGGAGAACGUGCCCAGUCCGCCCCAGAAGCAGGUGCUUAAGGCGCGCAACGUCUAGGCCCAUUCUAAAUAUCCGUACCAUCUACCACAUAUUGUUCUAUUUAUAAAUUAUAUAAAUUAUACCUUAGCUAAGAUCUGAUCAGAAAUAUAUUCCAUGCGACAAGAACGUGGCACACAAUUCAGCUCAAGUUGUUUUUGGAAAUGUCCUUUAGACUUUGCUUGACUGACACUUAAGUUUCUUAUAAAUAGAGGUAUAAAUCCUCUAAAGAAUUUCUUAGCCUAGUUGUAAAUUGCCGAAUUUUUGACCCUUUGACUUACAUUUUAAAUAUUGAAUCAGUUAUACUUUUAAAAAGGAAAUUUAUCUGCUUAAAGAGGCAUCUCUCCUUAAUUGACAUCUAUUAUUCCUACGGAAAAUGUAUGACGUUUUAUUAUUAUCUUUAAGUUCUAGAAAAUUUAUAGUUUCGCCCUCCCCUUAACCGGAAAAUAAAUGUAUAAUCAACGAAAACCUA